Suricata suricatta (meerkat) is the source of this 3636-nucleotide messenger RNA. RefSeq names its product coiled-coil domain containing 57 (gene CCDC57). The transcript has 17 exons. The record is from RefSeq and is a predicted model, not a curated record. NCBI's taxonomy places the organism in Eukaryota, Metazoa, Chordata, Mammalia, Carnivora, Herpestidae. The coding region runs from base 815 to 3502 and encodes 895 amino acids.
CGGUCCCACGGAACGUGACAUCAUGACCUGAGCCGAAGUCAAGAGUCGGUCGCUUAACCGACUGCCCCAGCGGGCGCCCCAAGUGCUCUACGAUUUAAAGUGUCUCCUCAGGUCGUUUAUGCCCAUUCUCUCUCUCUCGUGUGUGUGUUAGUGUGUGCGCGCGCCAAAUCUGAGACAAUUUCAUCCACGACUUCUUUCCGUACGUUUCAGCCCUCCUUGUUGUCCCCAUUCUGGGACUCAGUGGCACCAACACUCGUCGUUUGUGGCUGUUGCUCCGCUCCCUGGACGCUGCUCGUUGUUUCCAGUCUGUUUCUCUCUGUUAUUUGGUGGGGUGGUUUCUGUUGUUUUGGUUUCAAGUUCAAGGACUUUUUUCUCUCUCGUGUCGUGUUCACUCGGCCGUUGAGCCACCCAGCAAGCCUUGCUCGGUUAUGGUGCCUCUUAGAUCUCAAUUUCUGUUGGCGUCUUUGUAAGUUUUUCUAAGGCUGCACUAACUGCUUGUUGAAGCAUUUUAAGUAAUGGCCGCUUUAAAGUCCUCAUCAGAGGAUUUAAGCAUCUGUGUCAUCUUGGUGUUAGGACCUGUUGACUGCUUUUUCUCUUCCCGGCUCUCCGUGUGACCGGCGACUUUGGCUUGUGUCCUGGACACUUUGGGAAUUGCGCCGUGUGACUCUGAACCCCGUUGCAGGCUCUCUGCUGGCGGUCACCGGCGUGGGGUGGCCCCCAGGCCCACAGCAGCCUGCAGCCGCGGCCCCUGGGGCGCUCUUCGCCGGGACUUUUGUGAGUGCUGUGAUGUUUGUGCAGUGACAAGAACGGGGAGAUGGACCAGCAGCGGGAACAGUACGAAAACCUGAAGUGGAAGCUGGAGAGGAAGCUGGAGGAGCUGGACGGCGAACUUGCUCUGCAGAAGCAGGAACUGCUGUUGGAGUUUGAGUCCGAGCUGCAGAAGAGGGAGCACGAGUUCCGCCUGCGGGCCGACCACAUGAGCAACGAGGUCCUGACGCACGAGCUCAAGGUUAAAUUACUGGACAAGGAGCUGGCAGCGCAGAAGGAGGCUGCCGCCCAGGCCACGGAGUCGCUGCGGAGCGCCGAGGCCGCGAACUCGGAGCUGCGGGACCGGCUUCAGCUCGGCGAGCAGGAGCUCAGGGACCUGGCGGCCGCCAAGGACGCCCGGAUAAAGGACCUGGAAGGCAGACUUCACUCGGAGCAGCUCUCCAGGAAGAAGGAGGAGGAGGUGUUCCGGAGGAAGCACGAGGCGCUGGACCACCUGGCCAGGGAGAGGGCCGCGGUGCUGGCGGCUGUGAAGGACGCCCACGCGGAGCAGCUGCGGGCGCUGGGGGCCAGGGCGCGGGAGCUGCAGGCGCACAGCGAGAGCCUCGAGCUGCAGCUCCGCAGGGCGGAGUGGAGGCAGGCCGAGGCCUUGAAGGAGAAGGACGCCGCCAUGGACAAGCUUCGUGAGGACGCGUCGGCCCUGCAGUCCGGCUGGGAUGCCCAGGCCGCUCAGCUCUGCAAGGACCUGACCUCCAGGGACCUGCAGGUCCAGGCGCUGCAGGAGGAGGCGGUGGAGCUCAAGGCACAGCUGGCCAGGUGCCAGGAGGACACCGGCAGGUACAAGCAGCAGCUGCUGGCGGCGGUGGAGCGGGAGCAGUGCCUGCAGCGCGACAAGGUGCAGCUGGACCUGGACUGGCGACGCCGCUGUGACAGCGUUGAGAGGGACCGCUACCGCGCGUCCGAGGACCUGCUGCAGGCUCUGACCGCCGCGCGGGACCAGGUUGCUGCCAAGCUCCAGGAGACAGAGCGGACGCUGGGUGACCAGGAGGUGGUGCUGAAGGCCUUGACCCUCGAGAGAGACCAGGCGGUGCAGGCCCUGAGGACGCGCGGGCUCCUUCCGGAGAAGGAGGUGCAGGUGCUCCUAAAGCAUCAUGAGGAAGAGAUAAGUGAAAGUUUUCCGUCUAGUGAGAUCCGGAGGCUCCAGGAGCAAAACGCAAGCUUGCGACGGGCCGUUGCGGAGAUGAGGAAGGAGAUGGAGAGUCUGAGUAACCAGGUUCUUCCUGCGGCGCCGUCAGGGGAUCGGCCCUCUGACAGCGCACAGCCCCCUCCAAAGGCAGCGGCUGAGGCCGUGGCUCCUGAUCACAUCCUGGCCCUCGAAGCAGAAAUAAGAAAUCUGAAGCAUCAGUUUAAAACCCUGGAGGGCCAGGUGGGGGCUGUGCCGGAGCCUCCGAAGGCGCCCGCGCCUCCCGCUGGCACUCAAGCCGGUAUCUCAGCCGAAGCCCCUGGAGGAGCCGUGGGUCUAGCGCUCGGGAGGCUCAGACACAGGACACACCUCCUCAACUUCCUGGUGACCCAGCUCAGGCAGAAGGUGCUGCAGAAACCCCUGGACGUGGGCACCGUCCGGCGCGAGCUGCCCCACGAGGUGGACCAGGUGCACCUGGAGGUGUUGGAGCUGCAGAAGCAGGUGGCCGAGCUUGAGGAGCAUGUCGGGAGGCAGGUCCCUGCAGACCAAGGACCCUCGGAGACCCAAGACCAGGGGCCACAGCCCCCACGGGCAUCGUCUGUGCCCCGACUCCAAAGGAAGCUGGAGGAGGCCGCCCGAGAAAUCAUCCGCCUCCGCCUGGAGAAGGAGCAGCUCCUGGAGACGGGAAACCGGCUCCGAGCAGAGCUGGGCCACGCCCCGGGGAAGCCCCCUCAUCAGCCCCUGCCCACCCCUGGGGCCUGGAUCCAGACUGAAGCCCCUCGAGGACAGGCGAAGUUCCCCUCCGUGGCCCAGGGCUCUGAGAGCGCCAAGACAGAACGUCCCUCUGGAUGCUCGGGGGAGGCAGAGCCCGGCCUGGCCCAGACCGUCGGCAGAGGCCCUCGCCCACUAGGCUGCGUCGUGCGAGCCGAGGCCACGGGACAGGGGCAGCACGGGACCUCUGGGGUGACAUGCAGGUCGGCUCGGCAGAAAGAAAACCGGUCCCCAAAGCCACGCCCGGCUCACAAGUCCCGCGAGGAAAAGAGCCACCACCCGCGAAGCUCCUCAUCGCUGUCCAGCGGUCCCCUCCGGGACACGUGGAAGUUACUGGAGCUGGGCUCCAGCCCCUCCGGCCUCACGUCCCAGGACGGCUGUGCGCCAGUUUCAGGUGCACCUUCGGUUUCCUGGUCUCAUAAGGGUCAUUCCAUCUCUGGAGGACACUGCGCAGCUAGGUCACACUCCUGUCCCCUCGCUAAGGAAAGGCCUCCGGGGACCAGUAGCCCCUCCAGCCAUAGAUGUGACAAGGGACCUGGCUGCAUUCCAGCGAAAGCUCGCUUACAGAGCCCGAGGGAGCCUUGUUUGGAGUUUCCUUGCCGUCUGGGACUGUGUACACACGAGGUGGGCGUGGUUGUGUGGCGAAGACCCGGCGCUCGUGAACCUAAAGGAGGCGGGCUGGGCUUUCCCCUAAAUGUGAUCGCUGUGUAUUUACAAUACAGGCUUGGUCAAAUUACAUCGCCCCUACGUCCCUGCUUUACUAAGUGCUUUCAUCGUGAAUAGGUGUUAAACUUCAUCAGACUUUUUGCCUUGAUUACGAGAAACGUGAUUUUUUUUCAUUUAUUUGUGUGGUAAAAUAUGGUGGUAGAUUUUCUGAAAAUAAGCCAGCCUUGCACUACUGAGGUAGACGGUACUUG